Gadus chalcogrammus (walleye pollock) is the source of this 2752-nucleotide messenger RNA. It is a transcript of the gene smad7, whose product is annotated as SMAD family member 7. The record is from RefSeq and is a predicted model, not a curated record. NCBI's taxonomy places the organism in Eukaryota, Metazoa, Chordata, Actinopteri, Gadiformes, Gadidae. Gene Ontology annotation, cellular component: heteromeric SMAD protein complex. Bases 1 to 609 code for a protein of 202 amino acids. Gene Ontology annotation, molecular function: I-SMAD binding; transcription regulator inhibitor activity. Gene Ontology annotation, biological process: cell differentiation; regulation of transcription by RNA polymerase II; BMP signaling pathway. The transcript has 2 exons.
AUGAUACACGAUGCAAUCUUCCUAAUACUGUUCUUUGAGAGGCGCGUCGUUGUGGUUUACGAGAGAGGAUACUCCCUGGCGGUGCAGGAGUCGGGCGAGCGGCCCCACUGGUGCGUGGUGGCCUACUGGGAGGAGAAGACCCGCGUGGGGCGCCUCUACUCCGUCCAGGAGUCCUCCCUGGACGUCUUCUACGACCUACCUCAGGGCAACGGCUUCUGCCUGGGCCAGCUGUGCUCGGACAACAAGUCGCCGCUGGUGCAGAUGGUGCGCGCCAAGAUCGGCUUCGGCGUCCAGCUGACGCGCGAGGCGGACGGCGUGUGGGUGUACAACCGCAGCGGCUACCCCAUCUUCAUCAAGUCGGCCACACUGGACAACCCGGACUCGCGCGCGCUGCUGGUGCACAAGGUGUUCCCGGGCUUCGCCAUCAAGGCGUUUGACCUGGACAAGGCGGCGAGCCUGCGGCGGCCCAACGACCACGAGUUCACGCUGCAGCCGCGCACGGGCUUCACGGUGCAGAUCAGCUUCGUGAAGGGCUGGGGGCAGUGCUACACCAGACAGUUCAUCGGAAGCUGCCCCUGCUGGCUGGAGGUGAUCUUCAACACGCGGUAGCCCCCGCCCCCACCCCUCACCCCCCCCACCCCACGGCCCCAGCCCCGCUCGCCUCUCCCUCCUCUGGUUCCUCUGAGUCCGCUUCGAGGAGCCUUUUCACGGACUACAGCGGGGCCGCUGCCCCCCGCCUCCCCCCUCGCCCCCCACACACACUUUUUUUUGUUUUGUCCCAGAGGUUUAAAGUUUAAGAGAAAAAAGUUUUAAAAGAAGAAGAAGAAGACGAAGAAGAUGAGACUCUAAAGGAUUCUGACAGACUUUGUUUAAUAAAUGACUAAGGUUUAACUAAAGUAAAAUAAGAUGCGGAAGAAAUGUAUUUUAUGUUAUAUAUAAAUAUAUUAUUACUUGUAAAUAUAAAGAUGUUUUAUAUGCAUCAUUAUUUAUGUAUUGUGCAAUGUGUUGAUGAGAAAAUGAAAUAAGAUGCACUUUGCUUAAUAUAAAUGCAAAACGAAGAAAUGCCAAAAUAAAAAAAAAAUGACAUAACUUCUCUUGCCUCCAUUGUUUGAUACAAUGUUAAUUUAAUGAGUUCUCAUGGCUCAUUCACGACACGUUUGAGCUAGAAUUGCCCACGUUUCUUUGAUUACAUGUUAAUAUAUAUCUUUCGUUUUUAAAAUUGUUGUUCGGUCAUUUAAUCCUCUCUAACCAAAACCAUCAGUGGAAAAAUCUAGCAAGGGACUUAUUAUAGUUUUAAUCUUGCGCAAUAUUGUAGAUGUAAUGUGGCUGUCUAUUGGUUAGUGCUGUUUGACUCCCAGCCACACGGUUCUGCUGUCAAACCCAAAGACCUGUAGGCCUCCCCGAGUGAGAUGGACCCUUACCUUCUCAUUAACGACAUGAAUGGCACUUUAUCAUGUCACUUUGGAUAGAAGCAUCUGCUAAAAUGAUUUAAUAGUUGUGAGUUAUGAACUGCAGCCUCCACCCCCAUGUAAAGGUCCCUUUUAGAGACCUCGGUUAACUGUUAGCUAACCCAGAUAACGUUUUCAAGAAUGAAUACAUUUAACAGGAACGGGGAAGUCUUUACAAAAACACAUUUAUUAUAGUGCAUGGCAGGGACAUGAAAGACUGUACCCACUGUAGACAAGAAAAAUUGUAGCCACUUACUAAUUCAUGACAAAGAAACAUCACCCAGAAAAUCCUUUUAUUGUAAGACUGUCUGGGGGAACUUUUUUAAGGAAGAUUACAUCGAAAUGGGCUGUUUUCUGUGCAUUUCCAAGUAUGAGAAAUGUUUCUUUGUGCACAAAAAACCUAAUCUUCAUGUUGAACAGAUCGCGGAUAUUCUUGAUGAUCCCACUUGGAUAAAUGUGUGUGUCUGCCUGUCUAAGUGUGUGUGUGUGUGUUUGUGUGGCUGUGUGUGUGUUUGUGGCUUUGUGUGUGUGUGUGUGUGUAGCUGUGUGGCUUUGUGUGUGUGUGAGAGUGUGUGUGUGUAGCUGUGUGUGGCUGAGUAUGUGUGUGUAGCUGUGUGUGUGUGUGUGACUGUCUGGGCCUCAUCCCGUUGCUAGUCAGCUGGGUGUCUGCGGCAGGGAUUAAAGCGGUAAGCCUGCUUUACACUCGCGCCGUCUCAAAGACCUACAUUCACAAGACCCACUUCCCCUCACACAACAACCAUUGGCACAGCCAUUGUGGUGAAGUAUAGCAGCAGUGCUCUCUCUUUGCACCACGACUUUACAUGAAUUCAAAUCUAUUUCACCUAGUCAGAGUGUCUCGCUGGACCCAAUCCAAAACUUUAUGAGUUUAUUUUGAAUUUCACACAAUGUCACGCCCAUUCCAGGCAACCAUCUUGAUGCCUUUUCACCAUUACAAUACGAGUAAAGACAACAGCUUGGUGACUCUUGAUUCUAUUUUCGGUUCAGAAAGUACCUAGCUGGCAGGCAUGGGGCUUCUUUUGUGGACCUUUGAGAUGGCCUGAUGGAAAAACCCUCCAAUAAGGUGUGUUCCUGAUUUUGAUGGAACCGUAAUCCGGUCGGGAACUCCCUGGCCUGCCUUACGGUUCUUUGAAUGGAGAAGUAUAGGUUGGGCCGGGUUUCGACUGGUAUCCCAGCCAUUGUGUGUUUGGGUAGAUUGGCGAGAAAGAUAGUCUGCCUCUUGUCACGCUCCCCGCGUGGGCUUAGCCUACCUGCGAGUCAGCGUGAAUGGAGAGGACGAGAUAGGC